Messenger RNA from Eremothecium sinecaudum, 2475 nucleotides. It is a transcript of the gene TRL1, whose product is annotated as tRNA ligase. The transcript has a single exon. The record is from RefSeq and is a predicted model, not a curated record. Gene Ontology annotation, biological process: tRNA splicing, via endonucleolytic cleavage and ligation. Gene Ontology annotation, molecular function: GTP-dependent polyribonucleotide 5'-hydroxyl-kinase activity; phosphoric diester hydrolase activity; RNA ligase (ATP) activity. NCBI's taxonomy places the organism in Eukaryota, Fungi, Ascomycota, Saccharomycetes, Saccharomycetales, Saccharomycetaceae. The coding region runs from base 1 to 2475 and encodes 824 amino acids. Gene Ontology annotation, cellular component: nuclear inner membrane.
AUGGACGCUUCUGUAAUUAAGAAAUCGGGGUUUCAAGAUGUUAAAGAUCUAGUUAAAGCGCUAGAAAGCGCUUCAUUGUUACCAAAGCGAGGCAAGUCAUAUAAAAUCCAGUGCAAGUCAUUCCAUUCUUCGCUAAAAAUAAACAGUUGGAAGUUCAAUGAGUGGGAUUAUGGAAAGAAUAAUAUCGAUUUACCUUGUGAAGCUCGUGGUUUGUUUAUUACUGACGAUCAAGAUAAUCCUGAAAUCAUUGGUAGAGGUUAUGACAAGUUCUUUAAUGUUGAUGAGAUAUUUAAGAACUCAUGGGCGGAGCUCGAAAAGAAUACAACGGGGCCUUAUGAGGUGACAGUUAAGGAAAACGGCUGUAUUGUAUUUAUAUCUGGGAGGAGUGAUGGAGAAAUUAUUGUGUGUUCGAAGCACUCGACUGGACCACGGGAUGACACUGACAGAAAUCAUGCAGAAGCGGGAGAGGAAUACUUGCGUAGACAGUUAAAUGAGCAGGGAGUGGAUAUAAAGAGGUUGGCUAAACGCUUGUAUGAACUGAAUUGUACUGCUGUCGCUGAGUACUGCGAUGAUUCUUUUGAGGAACACAUUUUGGAAUACUCUAGGAACAAUGCGGGAUUGUACUUACAUGGUUUGAACUUUAACACUCCUGAGUUUGCUACGAUGCCUAUGGCCGCUGUAGCUGAGUUUGCCAAGGAGUAUGGCUUCAAGGUAGUGGACUGCUUAAUGAUCAAUGACAUCCAUCAGCUGAGGUUGUUCUUGGAGGAUUGUGCAACAAAAGGCCACUAUAACAACAUGGAGGUGGAAGGAUUUGUUAUCAGGUGUAAAACAAAAGCUGGCCGUGACUAUUUCUUCAAAUAUAAGUUUGAAGAGCCCUACUUGUUGUAUAGACAGUGGAGAGAGGUGACGAAAGAUUAUAUUAACACAAGAUCUCGGGUGUUCAACUUUUCGAAACACAAAUACAUCACCAACAAGUAUCUUGACUUUGUUAUUCCUAUUCUAGAAGCGGAUCGAGCUCUAUGUGAGCAGUUCCUUAAGGGCCAUGGUAUUAUAAAAUUGAGAAACAUGUUCUUGGAGAGUUACGGAAUGUCGGGAUUUGAAAUACUGAACAACGAAGCGCUUAAAGAGCUCGAUAGGAAGAAUGCAUUGGAUAGAGAAAAGGUAGAUGAAUUUACAAAGUUUAUAUUUUUUCCUAUUGCAACUGUAGGUUGCGGAAAAACUACUGUUUCGCUGACCUUGAGGAACAUAUUUGGCGACUCUUGGAGGCAUGUUCAAAAUGAUGAUAUUACGGGUAAAGACAAGGCUAAGCUCAUGAAAGACUCCUUAGAACAGCUCUCUAAAGAAGGCGUCAAAGCAGUUAUUGUGGAUAGAAACAACCAUCAGCUCAGAGAGCGCCAACAAUUAUUCGAGUGGUUUAACCAAUACAAGGAAGAGUACUUGCCUUACGAUUGUAAUGUAAAAUUCAUAUGUCUUUCAUUUAUUCCGGGGACUCCAGAUGAAACACAAAGACAGAUUACAUCAACUAGGGUUCUUGCUCGUGGAGAUAAUCAUCAGAGCAUUAAAGUGCAGACAGAUGGCGAGAAAAAAGCGUUGUCCAUUAUUAAUGGAUUCAUCAAAAGGUUCCAGCCUUUGGACACCAGUAGAUCCCCGGACAACCUUUUUGACUUCGUUAUUGAAUUGGAAGUCGAGAAUGCUCAGUCUUCGCUGAUAAACACUAAAUUGAUCUUGGAGAAAUUGAACCAAAAAUAUCCUACUUUAGUCCAAGAGUUGCCUGCUGAUGAAGCCAUCGAACAAGCUUUCCAAGUUGCAUUACAGUAUAAACCUACUAUAACUAAAAUAGUAGGCGGUAAAAAGAAUAACAGAUCAGAAAGGUACAAACCAUUGUACUUCUCUGCUGAUUUAGAUGACAAUAAAUACUUCAGAGGCCUAGUUGAAUCCGUUUUAAACAGCAACACAACCAAGAGUGUUAACACCCUAACAGCUUUAAUGGCGGAGAAUAAUAUACAACCUGAUUUCCAUAUAACGUUGAUCCACUUAGGGACAGUAAAGAAAGGAACCAAAGCUGAUAGAGACCAAUGGAGUGAGUAUGUGAAAAGGUACAGUGACUAUCUAUUGAAGUCCAAAAAUAACAACGAAGGUGUGCCGACCUUGAUACCCACUAAAGAUACUGUCAAGUUUAAGCUUGAAAGUUUAAUAUGGGACGAGAAUAUCGUAACAGUAACUGUACAGCUUGAUCACGAAUGUAUCACUGAUGAAAAUGGCAAUAAGGUAACGGGUCUCUCAUGCAAUAAUACAAUUGCACACAUUACAAUUGGCAUAAGGAAGGAUGGGGUGCAUGCCGUAUAUUCAAACGUUCUAUGUCAAAAAGUGCACGAUGCAUUACUAAAGAAUAAAGAUUUGGCUGCUGAAGGAUUGUUUCAAAUCAAGUUUGAACAGGAUAUAUAUUUGAAUGCAAGCGUAAGUAUUAAUUUCUAA